This is a messenger RNA of Lolium rigidum, 2671 nucleotides long. Its product is annotated as luc7-like protein 3. Gene Ontology annotation, biological process: mRNA splice site recognition. Bases 664 to 1527 code for a protein of 287 amino acids. The record is from RefSeq and is a predicted model, not a curated record. Gene Ontology annotation, cellular component: U2-type prespliceosome; U1 snRNP. Lineage: Eukaryota; Viridiplantae; Streptophyta; Magnoliopsida; Poales; Poaceae. Gene Ontology annotation, molecular function: mRNA binding. The transcript is spliced from 6 exons.
AGAAAAAAUUAAUUCACCUUGGUUGCUGUGGUAAGAAUUGUUUCGUCGAUUAGGAUACGGUCCUCUUCUCUCUCCUUAUUAAUUAAGGUUACAUGUCGGACAAUAAAUGAGCUGGCAGGUUUUAGAUACGUUACAUGGUGGAGCAUUGCGACCGCCCUAAAGGAAUACAGUAAGUUCGACAGUGCUACCUGAUCAAGGAAAUUAAACGAUUAUAAUUUCCUACUUGUCUUUUCUAGUACAAGACAAGGAAAUGCUGGCUUUCAAAGGUUUCUUUUAUUUCAACUACUUCCAUCCGUUGCAAAACGUAGUUUAUACUUUGACUGUCCAUUUUGAUAUUUGACUGUAAAUUCAAGUGCAAUACUUCUUAACAAAAUCAUAACUGUAUCACACUUUACAGAACACAGCCCAAGUAUUAUUUGAUUAAUUAUUGGUCACGGUACGGGUUUGAACAGUCAAAGUACGCCCCACAUCUUGCAACGAGGCUGUAGUACAGUACAACACCCAAAAGUAGUCCACAACUAUCACUUUUUAUUAUUUUGAUUGAAUUUGACAUGUUAUUCUCAACACCCUUGAGCUUAACUAUAGUGGUCAUACUUGCGGGGAACUGAAGAACUGAGAUGCAGCAACAUCCUUGGGAGGGUUCAGUAUCUAGCUGGAUUAACCAUGCUGUGUAUCUUCCUAGAUCAUAGCUUUGAGGGUUCUCCAAGGCAUGAUGCUUAUUUGCGAAGGUUUGAGACUGAGCUUGCUCAAAAGUGUGAGAAAUUGGUAACGGAUUUGGAUAGAAAAAUAAAGCGUGGUCGAGAUCGGUUGUCGCAAGAUACUGUUGUGUCGCCUCCCAUCCCUGGAAAAACAUCUGAGCAGCUGGCAGUGCUAGAAGAAAAUAUCAAAAAGCUGUUGGAGCAGAUUGAGGUGCUUGGUGAGGCUUGUAAAGUGGAUGAAGCUGAGGCACUUAUGAGGAAGGUUGACCUUCUAAAUGCUGAGAAGACAGCUUUAACUAACCAAGCAGAUCACAAAAUGCUCAUGCUCCAAGAGAAGAAGAUGGAACUUUGUGAAAUAUGUGGCUCAUUUUUAGUAUCCGAUGAUGUUCUCGAGAGGACCCAGUCCCAUUUGACUGGGAAACAGCAUAUUGGUUAUGGUUUAGUGAGAGAUUUUCUGGCUGAAUGCAAGGCAUCAAAAGAAAACGAGAGGCUGGCAAGGGAGAAGAAAUCAGAGGAGCGCAGGAAACCGAGAGAAAAAGAGUAUGAUAAUGGGGGCAGGGAGGGUGAUACCAAAAGAGAGAAAUCUGGGGAGCGUCACUACGACCGUGAUCUUUACUAUGAACGAAGCCGUGAAAGAGAAAGACCAUAUGAUCAUAGGGAGAAAGGAUCACAGUAUAGGAGCAGUUCCUACAGAAGUGGUAGGGAUUCCGAAAGAGACAGACAUAGACAUAGGAGUGGUGAUAUGACAAAGGGCCAAGGGAGAAUGAGGAGCAGAUCACGUUCCCCAGGCAGGCGUGGCUAUGAAAGGUCAAGGAGUCCACAUCAUUAACUGAACAUGUAGAUAGGUCUUUUGCAGUUGAGAUUCAUGAGGUAGACCAUCAUGUCCAAUUUUGCUAUUUAUUAUUAUUAUUAUGGUAUAAAUGGAUUCUAUUGAGCUGCUUAUCUCUGCUCUGCUCUAGCAGCUCGGUUGGAACCUACAACCUCCCUUUUAGAAGGAAAAAAAAAAUCUCAGGUAGGUAAAGGAUCUCCUUCCAACAAUUAUUGUCUGAUAAAGAUGAAGUUAGUAAGAUAGCACUAGUAUUGGACCACCAAUCAGGAUGCAGUUGUUUUCAGCCUAUAACAGGUAAAACUGUGAUAAUUAGUGUUUCAUGUUAUAUAAACCUAAUUGAAGUGAAUAUUACUGUUGUUCUUUUCCGUUUCAUGCAUAAUUUUCUUGCUGGAACUCAUUUUUGAUCUGGUUCAGUGUUGGAGGUUUGUGCCAGUAUUAACCCCAACAGCCAACUUUAACCUAGCCAUGGAUCCGUCAAUUUCUGGAACAUUUAUUCAAGUGUCUGUUUAUAGAAUUGGGAAGUAUUAUGGAACAAUGUCCUCUUCUGAAAGAACAAUUGCGAAGGAAAAACACCAGGGUCCAAUGCUAGUAACUCAUUGUUUUCUUUGUAGAAUCAUUAAAAAAGGUGUAUGGAACCUGUUUUAUCCAACGUUUAAUCUGCCACUGUUUCUUUGCGGUUCUCUACAACCUGCCCUCUGGACAAAUGAUCUUCCAUUAUUGACUUUGAAGAUAACAUAUUUUUAACCAAAUUACCACCAUGGAAUAUACCUAAGCUGGAUGAUUUGUUUGUACUAUGUCUUACGUGCCAUUUGUAGGAGCCACAUCGACGUUUUUGGAACUGAUGCUUCAGUGCUUCUCAAACAUGCAAACAUCUUGGGUGGACGCCAUCUCCGAACUCAUGCUGUCUCGAUGAUGUUUAUUUUUUUCAUGUACCAUUGUGCUUCUGGAAUAUGCAUGUAUGUCAAUGGUAACCACUCCAUCUCUCGGAGAACAAGGUCGCAUUAUGUUUGUGACAUUUGUAGUGUUACACCGUAUGUCUGUUAGUCACUCUGAUCGUGAGACAUGCCACUUCACUAUUAGUAUGACUCAGUUCUGGUGUUUUGAGCCUUUGGUUGACAGUGCAAAAAUAAUAAUUGCUGAGUUU